AUGCCUCCGCGGCCUCUCCUUGUUCCUGUAUUUAUCCUCUGUCUCGCACGCGCACGAGCUUCUCUCUAGCUCGUUCGCUGUCGGAAUUCCCCAGCCUGAAGUCGGUGCGUAGGUGGCAUACAGAAAAUGCCGACAGCGUCGAUGCUCGCCGAAUUCCGGCCGCCUAGCUCGCGGAAAAGACCCCGAAGCCGGACAGUCCAACACGUGUCCAAAAGUGCGGUGCUCUUGCUCUCCCUUCUUCAGCUCACCACGGCGCGCCGGCCAGGAGGAGGAGGUUACCAUUAUCCAUCUGUAACUCCACAGGGAUACGACUCACAAGACUCUUCUUUCGAUGGUGGAGACUGGGGCGAUUGGAGAAACCAGCCAAUACCCGGACCAAAACCACAUGGGAUGCCGUUCAGCCCGCCGAUCCACAGGCGGUUCGAACAACCAGAGCCGAUGGACGAAUUGCGUUCUCUCGCCAUCUCGUUGGAAGAGGAGGACCGAGCUGACCUGGGUGGCUACAUUGCGGUGGUUCUUCAGAAGCUGGCUAACAUGAACGAGCUGUUCUUGGGGGAAAGGGGACGCAAGAAAAGCGUGUUUCAUUCUGCGACGAUGCCGUCGGUGGCCGUGGCGGAAUUUGUGGAGAGAGUCGCCAACAACAUCGUUUGCCCGAACGUGUGCCUCAUGCUUACCCUCGUGUACAUGGACCGACUGGCCCUUCCCUCCUCGGAGCUACACCUCUACGUCACCCCACUUACUGCACAUCGGCUGUUCACGGCUAGCUUGAUCAUCGCCAUCAAGUUCAUCGCCGAGAAGCCUCCAUCUGUGUUCAACGACAUCUUUUAUGAGAAGAUUCACUCUGUGACUGGCUUGGCGGUCGCGGAGUUAAAGCACUUGGAGCACCACAUGUUGCAGGCCCUUGCCAAGGACGCGUAUGUGUCCGUGAGCGAGCUGAACCGAUACAUGGGCAACUUUGCGCACAGGCACAACGAGAUGGUGCCGUUCAUCGACCGACCUUACUCGGGGCCACCUCCAUUCCCCUUCCAGUAGAAGCUGCCUUGGUGGUAUGGGGAAAGAACUGCCGCGCCUCGACCGAACGCUUGCCGUUGCAAACAGUAGAAGUACCAUCAUAGGGAGGGAAGUAACGUAGUUUUCUAUGUCUUGAGGCGCCGGCCCCAUGGGGGUCGCAAUGCAUGUCCUCGUGAUGUUCGGUUCCCCGUCAUGCUAGGGCGAAAGGUGCCGAGAAAUGUGAACGUCUUGUUUCGAAACGAGUUGGUCAAGAUCGGUUCUCUUGCCUUAAAGUAGUCUCAUCGUAUUCGACCUCGAGAAGAAACCAUCGCGGCAGGAACGAUGGCAGUGAGAAUUGAUUAACCAUACGCAACGCGUUGCCCCUACCAAGAGAGCAGUGGUGUAGUCUGAUACGGUCAAUGAGGUCCUGCCCGGUGCACCACAGCGCGCUGUGGGAGCUGGAGUCAUCAUUUGACAUUGCUGUAAGGUUCUACAUGCGUCGUGUGUUACUUGUUGCUCUUAGAUAACUAUAGAAUUAGUGUACGAAGGUUCGUGCGAAAUAGAUUGAUACCUGUAUUGCAAUUGUUCCACUUUUUAGAAUGGUUGAAGGUCUAAGGAAUCAGGAGGUAUUUCGGCGCCCGGCUGCCGGUUGUUACGCUUCACUUUUGUCGGGGGAUAAAGUUCCCGCCUACGAACGUUCUUCACAUUCCGCCCGUGUACUCAGUGACGCAAGUACUGUUCGAUUCGGCCACUCGCAUGGCUGAAUGUACUUCGGCUGUUUUUUCUCUUGGGGUUGUGACGUCAUCGGCUAGGCUGCUUCUGUAGAGGUUAGUCGGGGUGAAAUAUUUCAACGUGUUGCCUCAAGACUUGCAGCAAAAAUUGCAUCACCAACACGAACAAUGUCCUAUCUUCUAGUUCGACUCGCAGGUGGGAGCACGCCCGCCCGAUGUUUUUCACGCGCCUAGAUUGUCCUCUGAUCUUCUGAUUCGGCAAUUAUUUUAGUAGCGCGAAAACAUGCAUGCGUCUACCAAGAUCGAUGCCACAAUAUAUUUGGCAAGCACGCGGAAUUUCCACCUGAAUUCGUCGCGAGUGGAGGGAGGUUCCCACCACAAGGGUGUGCGUGUGUUUAGCUUUGUCAUCAUUAGCAGCGCGAGCCUCACAUCAAUAAUCAGUCCCGCGGGCGCCGGUCAAACCACAAACACACCAUUGUUAUGCUACCCAUUGACGCCCUUGAAACUUUAGCGCCCCUCCCCCUCCCCCGCCACAAACAACGCUACCAUACCAGAUACUACCGUGUAUCAACACCAGCACCGACGUUCCUACCUUACACCCGACACCCUAUCCCUCCUGCCUUCAAAACGUACCUGUGCUGGACUUGUCUUGCCUACGCUAUCCCCAACGUAUGUGCAUGAAUAUCCGCCUUUCGGUCGAUGUGCGACCCAAGCUACCCAGGAGCAAACGACACCUUGCGGGGAAGGCACCAGACGAAAACACGGGAUUGGCGUGCGUCCCAGCAAUGUGUUCUCUGUGUUCAAAGUAUGCAAUAGCUUCGUUGCUAUUGCCCGGCUCACAUGCCGGUAGCAACAACGUAUCAAGGAUUGAGUGACAAUCUCGUCACGGUUCUUGCUUGUACAUACGGGCCUAAAGACAGCACGAAAAAGAAUGUUCUACCCACAGGCGCAACGGGAUCGACGAGACACAACAAAACAAGCAAGAACGAUAUCGAAAACAAAACGAGGGAAAGGCACACACCCAGCAUUUCAGCAGCGUGUUCGAGGGGGCGCGGGGGCAUGUCCCCCCCAAACACGUCCCGGGUAAAACAGAGAGGAAGCCCUCUCGCACACAACUCCAUUCUCAAGCGACAACCAAGAUUCAGCUCGCCCCAGGGUUCAGUCCUGGAACACUGCUUCUGUACCAACUCUGCAGCCUGCAUCUGCACCAUCGGAAUGGAUCAGUGCUCACCACUGCCGCGAAGAAUCAGACGGCUACAGUAGACUCGAGAAACGACACCGCUCCGCGCUCUUCCCGUGCUUGAUACAUAACAUGGGGUACAUAGAAGCGGGGCAGAACAGGCGCGUGGUCAGAACCAGAUAUAAUCAGCAAUUAUUUGGGGUCAUCCAUGUUUCCAAGUAUGCAAGAGAAAUGGUGGGGGCUUCAUGCCCUGGCCAGAAGCCCAGGCCGUUACGAAUGAUAUCAUAACGUGGAGAGCGUGCGUGUUGCAAUUCGGAAACGUCGCUACGUAGAAAUGUCAUGGAUUGUGCGCACAGGACAACAGGCUGUAGGGCUGUAGGACAGCCGCCAAAAGCACGUCGCUCCCGACAGGCGAAAGCGAUCGCGGGUAAUCGACAACAUAGCGGCCGUGACAGUUGUAAUACAAUAUUUCUUGUUGGGCCAGCACCGCUCGAAAACCUCGUUCGUUCCGCACCCCAGUAUACACUAGUAGGAUUGUUUCCAGUACAAGGAAUCGGGGUGUAUGCAUCUACGUCCUCAACCUUCUCAUCUGCUCCCCAACGCAGAAGGAGCUCCACAGCCGCCACACUCGACCACGAACAAGCAGCGUGCAGUGGCGUUUGAUUGUACUCAUCGCGUGCAUUGACGUUGGCUCCUCCCUCCAACAAGGCGCGAAUCGUGCCGAUUGAUGCUAUCCGACAUCUAACGGCAGUAUGGAGCAGCAUGUUGCAGUGGUCGUCGCUGAUGGCCUUCGCGUUGACUUGAGCACCGGCUUCCUACAGCACACGGACAACAUCGCCGUUGUCUU
Molecule: messenger RNA, 3748 nt
Organism: Ectocarpus sp. CCAP 1310/34
Lineage: Eukaryota; Phaeophyceae; Ectocarpales; Ectocarpaceae
Source: the annotation of a GenBank genome assembly